AUGGUGGGGAGGAUUGUCGGAAAGAAGAGGAUAGUUGAGGGUAAAGGGGAAGACAAGGAUGAGAGCGAUGACGAGAGUAGUAGGCCAAGAAGCCAUAGAUGGAUUGAGGGAGAGUGGCAGGCAGAGAAGAUGAGAUUGUUAAAUGAAACUGCUCAUGUGUAUGUUGUUAGACGGGUUGUACUUGAAGAUGAUCCUGAAGACUUACACAACUCUAGAAGAGGCAUUCCAACAGAAAGUGGAGAAGAUAAUUUAGCUAUCCAAUGCAUUUCUACCCCUAUUCCAGAGAUAAAUGCUAGCAAGUGGAAGGAUUUGCUUAUUGGAUUAGGACAAACAUUUACUCAUGCUGUGGCAUUUAAGAAGGCAUUAUACAAGUAUAGCCUAGCGCACAAGUUCGGAUAUAAAUUUUUGAAGAACAAACCAGGUCAAGUUAUUGUGAAGUGUGCAAUUGAGGGAUGUCCAUGGUAUAUUGAAGCAUACAAGUUUGGUGGAAAAGAUAAUAGUUUCUUAUGUAUAAGAACUUUUAAGGAUCAACAUCUUCAUUUUGCACAAGAUAAUCUUGAUGUUGCCCAUAAAAGUGUAUCAACACUAACGUCAUCCAUAAUAAUUGAUGAGUUGAGGGCUUCCAUAAGCAAGUCUCCUAAUGAUAUUAGACGAGACAUCUAUAGGGAGUAUGGUUUGAAACUUAGUUAUUAUCAAGCAUAUAGAGGUAAGGAGAAAGCUUUGGCUGAAAUAUAUGGUCAAUCGGAUGAAUCAUAUAUGUUAAUUCCUUGGAUAUGUCAAAGGCUAAUUGAAAGUGAUCCGACCACAGUUGCAAAAUGGAUAGUUGGGCCGUGCAAUAGAUUUCAAUGUUUAUUCGUUGCAUAUGGAUGUAGCAUAAAAGGUUUCAUGGAAGGUGCUCGACCCAUUCUAUAUAUAGAUGGGUCUUUCUUGAGUGGACCAUAUAAGGGAACUCUACUAUCAGCAUGUGUAUAUAAUGUAGAUAAUAAGAUGUUUCCUGUGGCAUAUGCCAUAGUAGGUGGUGAGAUAGUUGAGGAGUGGUCAUGGUUUCUUCAAAAUAUUAAGAACAUAAUAGAAUCGCGAGAGAUAGCACUAGUGUCUAACAGACAUAAUUCAAUCAUUAGGGCUAUACAAGCAAUAUAUGGUUAUGACAGGCAUGCUUUUUGUUACCGUCAAGUGAAAGAAAAUUUUGGGUUAGAGUUUUUAAAAGUCACAAGAGGUAAGAGAAAGAAUGGAGUGACAAAAGAUGCAGCAUUCAAGCUCCUGGAUGCAAUAGCUUAUGCAAGACUCCCUAGUAAGUUCAAUAUUGCAAUGUCAAAUAUGAUGAAUUUUUGUCUAGAUUUAUUACAAUGGCUUGAAACACACAAUGACAUAGAUAGAUGGGCACUUACCAAGUUUCCCCAUAGGAGGUGGGAUAACAUAACAACUAACAUUGCUGAGUCCUUUAAUUCUUGGGUUGUUAAGGAAAGGAAAUAUAAUAUUGUUGUUUUUAUGUAUAAGCAUAGGGAGAAAUUAGCAAAGAAGCUGCAUAACAGCAAAGUGGCACUAGAAAAAUGGACAAAUAGUGUUGGAGUAAAUGUGGAAACAAAGCUAAAGGAAAAUGUGUUAAGAGGUGAUACAUUGCAAGCUGAUUUUUAUGCACUGAACUCUGUUAGGGUGAAAACAUUAAAUGUAGAUGUGCGAGUAAAUCUUGAAUUACGUGAAUGCUCUUGCAUGGCAUGGCAGAUGUCUGGACUACCAUGUCCUCGUGUAUGUUCUGCCAUAAAGCUUUCACAUGGAAAUAUAUAUCAAUAUGUUGAGGAAUGGUAUCAUUUAAGUUGUCAAGAAAAAAUCUAUGGUAGUAAUAUGAUCCCGAUUAAGACUUUUGAUAUUCCAAAGCCUGAUACAACAACAUUAAUAAAUAACUUAUCACAAACUUUCUUGCAGCCGCCUUUAACCAGCCAUCCUCCUGGGAGGCUAAGAACAAGGAGGAUAGAGUCUCAAUUCCAAUAUAAAAAGAUUUAUCAUUGUUCAAGAUGUGGGGAGGCUGGACACAGUCGCAAGACAUGCAAGAAUCCUAACCCAUCAUAA
Prosopis cineraria is the source of this 2067-nucleotide messenger RNA. RefSeq lists its product as uncharacterized. The transcript is spliced from 3 exons. Lineage: Eukaryota; Viridiplantae; Streptophyta; Magnoliopsida; Fabales; Fabaceae. The record is from RefSeq and is a predicted model, not a curated record. Bases 1 to 2067 code for a protein of 688 amino acids. Gene Ontology annotation, molecular function: nucleic acid binding; zinc ion binding.